Molecule: messenger RNA, 748 nt
Organism: Gekko japonicus
Lineage: Eukaryota; Metazoa; Chordata; Lepidosauria; Squamata; Gekkonidae
Product: apoptosis regulator BAX-like
Exons: 6
Coding region: 31-639 (202 amino acids)
Biological process (GO): positive regulation of apoptotic process; mitochondrial fusion; intrinsic apoptotic signaling pathway in response to DNA damage
Cellular component (GO): mitochondrial outer membrane
Molecular function (GO): protein homodimerization activity; channel activity; protein heterodimerization activity
Source: RefSeq, a predicted model, not a curated record
AGCGGCGGCUGGUGUUGGCGGAGCGCGGACAUGGCGGCGGCUGGGAGAGCGCGCGAGCCGGAGCCCCCGCCCCAGAAAGCGGGCACCACUUCUGACCAGAUCCUUAAGACAGGAACGGUUCUUCUCAAGGGCUUUAUCAGGGACCGAGCUCAGCGCUGUGGAGAUUCCGGCUAUGAUGCACUGAUAGCAGAACUGGGAGGUUCAGAGUCCCAGCCGUGUGACCCCAGCACUAAGAGGUUGAGUGAGUGCCUGCGCCGGAUCGGGGACGAACUUGAUGGCAACACUGAGCUACAGAGGAUGAUAGAGCAAGUGCAGGCGUACCCUCCAAAGGAAGUCUUCUUCCGGGUGGCUGCAGACAUGUUCGCGGAUGGGACCUUCAACUGGGGCCGUGUGGUGGCUUUGUUCUACUUCGCCUGCAAGUUGGUCCUGAAGGCGAUUUGCACUAAGGUACCUGACCUCAUAAGGACCAUAAUUAGCUGGACAAUGGAAUAUAUCCAAGAACAUAUCAUGGCCUGGAUCCAAGCCCAGGGAGGAUGGGAAGGCCUCCUGUCCUACUUCGGCACCCCCACGUGGCAAACCAUUGCUGUAUUUGCUGCCGGUGUCCUGACUGCAUCACUGACCUUCUGGAAAAUGUCUUAAUCUUCAGUACCCUCCGGCGGGGGGAGAGAUGGGCACACUUUUUCAUUGUGGGAACAAAGAGGGGCGGGCACCUUCGAUUUCCUAAUCAAGAGGGGAAAAUGGGCUGUGA